Molecule: messenger RNA, 2090 nt
Organism: Mollisia scopiformis
Lineage: Eukaryota; Fungi; Ascomycota; Leotiomycetes; Helotiales; Mollisiaceae
Product: aldehyde dehydrogenase
Exons: 3
Coding region: 353-1858 (501 amino acids)
Molecular function (GO): oxidoreductase activity, acting on the aldehyde or oxo group of donors, NAD or NADP as acceptor
Source: RefSeq, a predicted model, not a curated record
CUAAAUCCUUUUCUCGAUUCGGUAAUCAUACUCAGAGACAUCCAGAGUUUAGUCAAAAAAAACUGCCGUCUUGAAUGGUUGGAGAGCUCACGAUAACUGCCAGUAUCUGGGUUUCUAAAUCGCGGGGCAGAUAGCACGGAUUAGGAAGUGCGAUCCGAGGCUUUAACCCCUCUGGGAAGCUAAGCUGUCCAACGACGACAACGACGACCUAGCGCCCACCUUUGGAGAGGAAAGACCUACCAUAAAGCUUCCUCGUCUGCGAUCUAUGAGUAGAAAUCUGUUUACUCCUCUUCUUUCGACGCUUCGAAGAUCGGUGGUUCAUCAACUAAACUCACGAAGACUAUUUACCACGAUGUCAGAUCUCUCCAUCGAGCUCACGGCUCCCAAUGGCAGGAAGUAUGCCCAGCCCACGGGCCUAUUUAUCAAUAAUGAAUGGGUGAAGAGCAGUAAUGGCGCGAAAUUGACUUCUAUCAAUCCCACAGAUGAAACCGAGAUCACCUCCGUCUACGCAGCAACAGCAGACGACGUCGACACCGCGGUCGCCGCCGCCAGAAAAGCAUUUAAAGACCCCUCCUGGCGCGACAUGUCGCCCACCGACCGCGGCAACAUGAUGAUGGUGCUCUCCGACCUAUGCGCCAAGAACGCCGACCUGCUGGCCACCAUCGAGACCUGGGAUAACGGGAAGACAUACUCAGACUCCCUGGGCGACGUGGGAGAGGUGGUCGCGGUCAUGAAGUACUAUGGCGGAUACGCGGAUAAGAUGCACGGCCAGGUGAUCGAUACCGGCCCCGCGAAGUUUGCGUACACGAUCCGCGAGCCGGUCGGUGUUUGCGGGCAGAUCAUCCCCUGGAAUUAUCCCCUCGCGAUGGCGGCGUGGAAGUUGGGGCCCGCGCUCGCGUGUGGGAAUACGAUUGUGAUUAAGGCUGCGGAGCAGACGCCGCUGUCUAUUCUCGUGCUGGCGAACUUGAUUAAGGAAGCGGGCUUCCCGCCGGGCGUGGUGAAUAUCUUGAACGGGUAUGGGAGGGAGGCGGGGGCGGCGAUCGCGACGCAUUUGGGGAUUGAUAAGGUGGCGUUUACGGGCAGUACGGGGACAGGGAAGGAGAUUAUGAAGAUGGCGGCGGUGAAUAUGAAGAAUAUUACGUUGGAGACGGGUGGGAAGAGUCCGUUGUUGGUUUUUGAGGAUGCGGAGAUGGAUCAGGCUGUUAAGUGGGCUCAUAUUGGCAUCAUGUCCAACCAAGGCCAGAUCUGUACCGCCACUUCCCGUAUCCUGGUCCAGGAAAGCGUCUACGAUCAAUUCGUCGAAGCCUUCAAGAAGCAAGUCCAAGAGGUUUCAGUGGUUGGUGACCCAUUCGCCGAAACCACCUUCCAAGGACCACAAGUCACAAAGACACAAUACGAGCGCGUGCUCGGCUACGCCAAAGCCGGCAAAGAAGAAGGCGCUAUUCUCCUCUGCGGCGGCGAAGCAUUCACCAACACGCCGUCCGGGAAAGGAUUCUUCAUCUCCCCCACCGUCUUCACGGGCGUAAAACCAGACAUGAAGAUCUUCCGCGAAGAAGUAUUCGGCCCCUUCGUCGUCAUCGCAUCCUUCAAGACGGAAGAAGAAGCGUUAGAGAUCGCCAACGAUACGACGUAUGGUCUGGGAUCAGCAGUGUUCACGCAGGAUAUCACGAGGGCGCAUCGAGUGGCGAAACGCAUCGAGGCGGGGAUGGUGUGGAUUAAUAGUAGUAAUGAUUCGGAUUUUAGGAUCCCGUUUGGGGGCGUCAAGCAGAGUGGGAUUGGGAGGGAGUUGGGCGAGGCUGGGUUGGCGGGGUAUACGCAGAUUAAGGCUGUGCAUGUUAAUAUGGGGAGUAGGUUGUAGUGGGUGAUGGGGGAGGGGAAGAAAAGGAAAUCGAGCGUAUUCAGGUGGCGGGGUAGACAUUAGCGCUUCCAGGUGCUUCAGUGUGCUUACCACAACUGAGGGAGUAGGGGGAGGGAUGAGAGAUGAGGAAUGAGACAUGAGAGAUAAGCUACUUGCUAUGGGCCAUGAGCUAUGAACUAUGAGCUAAAUGCAUUGGAUGAAAUUUCAUCCCUUUCUUUGGAAAUUCAAAUUU